UUGAAAAGUUGAACAAAUUGAUUCAAAUGUGCAAUUGUGUGUUGAAGAUCCAGUCACCAGAUUCGGAGGGGGUGAAUCCUGUGCAGAAAAGCAAGGCACGUAACUUCUACCAAACGGCAAAGGAUCCAGGUGUAGUGAUGUUCAGCUGCUUUUUGCACGACAGCCUGACCCACCUCAGCAACCUGUCUGCAUCCAUGCAACGGCCAUCUAUAACAGUGGCAGAGGUUCAGAGCAGCCUGAUCGCCACACAGGCUGUCUUAACUAAACACAAGAACAGACCCGGACCCAGGCUUAGGUCAUUCUUAGAAGAUCCAGCCACAUUUGAGGGUGUUACCUUGGCAGUACCCAGAGAGGACCUCUCCCUGGCUGGUGUGAACUCCAAAAAAGACAAGCUGAUAGACACAUUUUGCAGCAGUAUGGCGACACGAUUUUGUGACUUCAGCUCUGGAGUACUACAUGCUUCCAAACUGGUGGAUAUCACAAGCUGGCCGAAAGCAGACACACGUGAAGAUUUUGGAGAUGCAGAUGUGGAUUGUCUUAUGAAGCACUUUGGUCCACAAUUGGCUUCCUCUGGGGCCGAUUUGGAUCUGAUUCCAGACCAGUGGACGUUCCUCAAGAGCAGUUUGUACCAGCAGCAUGAGAACAUGGAGCAGAUGACCUGGCCAGAGAUAAACCAGAGACUGGGAGGCCAGUGCCCUGAUUUCCUUCAGCUUGUUGACAUAGUACUCUGUAUUCCAUCAUCCACAGCAGACUGUGAGCGGGGUUUCAAUUUGAUUAAACAAGUGAAGAGUGACUGGAGGUCAGGUUUAAGGUCAGACACACUAUCUGACCUGCUCACAGUGCAGCUAACCAGCCCUAACAUUGAAGACUUUGAUCCAGACUCAGCCAUCCAGCUGUGGCAUCAGGCCAGCGUCAGGAGGCCAGACUUCAUGGAAAGAGGAGCCAAGAAGAGGAAGACCCAACUUGAAGAUGACAGUGAAACGUCUGAGGAGGAGGAUGACUCUGAACAAGACUAAAGUGACACUUUAUUAUUUUACUGAGAGAUGAGUUAUGAAUUAAUUGAUAUCUGAACACGAUCUGUUUGCACUUAAAAUAAAUAAAUGUAAAUUUAAAGAAAUGUAACAUGUCAAAAGAUGGAAACUAUUUCACACUACAGAUGUUUUUUAAAGUUUUUUUUGUUUUGUACAUUAAACAUGUAGACCUUUAACUGUCUGAUCAAAUGUUUUAUCUAGUUUACUUCUAUUUUGAUUAGAGACAGUCUUUUGUUUUAGAUAGUCGGUCACACAAGAGGCAGUCUGUUUUGUUCACCAUUAAGGCAAGGUACGUUUACUUAUAUAGUACAUUUCCAUUUGCCAAUCUCCAAUUUUAAUAAUGAAAAAGAAUGUAGGCCUAUUAGAGCAAUUCAAAAUAUGCUAGUGCAUUUUCUUUUAUAAAUUUGAUUUCUGGAAAAAGGUGGCAGGUAAAAAAUAAAAGUGGCUGGUAAAAUUUGGCAUCCACCUGCCACUGUGGCAGGUGGGCAAAAAAGUUAAUUUCCCACCCUGGGCACAGCCAACAUCUCAUGAAGGAGCUGAACAUUUUGAUACCAAAAUUGUAGGAAUCGGUGAAAGUUUGCAGGACUAAUAAAGUCCAAAAAACGGCGGAAGAACUCGGCGGAAGUUGAAAAACAAUUGUGAGAAUGCUGAAACAUUUUAGGGUGCAAACCAUAGGUGCAAACGGGCCUGAUAAAGUCUUGUGUGGGAAAGUUUCACCAAAGAUCCAACAAAAAAUACUGUUGUCUUACAAGAGAUAUGUUUACAUUCCUCCUUUUUUUGUCUGUACUACAACAGACUUGUUUUUGUUUAUUUCUCUUUUAAAUACUUUAAAGCAACAUGAUUGAAACAAUGCUUA
Messenger RNA from Hypomesus transpacificus, 1887 nucleotides. RefSeq names its product zinc finger protein 862-like. The coding region runs from base 27 to 1016 and encodes 329 amino acids. The transcript is spliced from 3 exons. Gene Ontology annotation, molecular function: protein dimerization activity. Lineage: Eukaryota; Metazoa; Chordata; Actinopteri; Osmeriformes; Osmeridae. The record is from RefSeq and is a predicted model, not a curated record.